Messenger RNA from Periconia digitata, 1758 nucleotides. The record is from the annotation of a GenBank genome assembly. Lineage: Eukaryota; Fungi; Ascomycota; Dothideomycetes; Pleosporales; Periconiaceae.
AUCUGCUACCCUCACAUGUCAAGCGGCAUUGACGUCCGACGGCGUCCCGGCAUCUGGUCAUACUUCAGUUUUCCCAGCGGUACUCGACGACGCACUUCCAUCUCCCUUCCUCGUAACAACACCGACGCUGCCGCCUCAGACGACGACGAUCCCUACGAGAAGCCCGACCGACAUAUUCGCGGCCACCGCUCCGUCCCUUCCAACAGCCUUAUGAACGAAUAUAAAGGAUCUGUCAUGAACGGGGGUCAGCGUGCUCGGUUCUUGAAGACCGGGGGGAUAAUCGCCUUUAUUGUCCUGGUUCUAUACUUCAUUGCGCCCAAGGAUGGUUUGUCAAGAACCAGCGGAGCUUUGUCGCCAGCCAAAGGUGGCAACACAGCUUCGCCUGGCGCAGAGGCGAAAUGCACCAAAUCCUUUUCCAAAGACAAGCCGCUCAUCCAAUACGCUCUGAUGGUCGAUGCUGGCAGCACCGGCUCGCGCAUUCACGUAUACAAGUUCAAUAACUGCGGUCCCACCCCCGAGCUCGAGAAUGAAGUGUUCAAAAUGACGGAGAAGUCAGCUGGUGGACUAUCGGCAUACCCUACGGAUGCUGAGGCGGCAGCAAAGAGUUUGGACGUUCUCUUGGACGUGGCCGUCAAGAGUGUACCUGAGGCCUACCAGGGCUGCACACCCAUCGCAGUUAAAGCCACUGCCGGUCUCCGCAAGCUCGGUGAAGAGAUGAGCUUAAAGAUCCUCAAAGCCGUCCGCACGCGUCUCGAAACCGAAUAUCCAUUCCCCGUUGUUUCGGAAGAACAAGGAGGUGUGGAAGUGAUGCCUGGAGAGCAAGAGGGUGUCUACGCUUGGAUCACGGCAAACUACCUGUUGGGCAAGAUUGGCGGACCAGAUAAAACCCCCACGGCCGCUGUUUUGGACCUUGGUGGUGGUUCUACCCAGAUUGUCUUCCAACCUACGUUCCCUGAAGUAGCUGGUGGCGGUAUGCCGGAGAAGCUCAAGGAGGGUGACCACAAGUACGCUCUCAAAUUUGGUGGCCGUGACUUCGAGCUCUAUCAACACUCAUACUUGGGCUAUGGACUUAUGGAAGCACGCAACAACCUUCACUCCGCCAUUUUGGAGUCUGUCUACCACGAGAACAAGGAUGCCGAGACUCAGGAAUGGCUUAAGAAGCCCAUCACCAACCCCUGCAUCGCGCCGGGCAUGAGCAGGAAGGUUGAAGUCAGCCUUCCCAAAGACCACGCUCUGGGCCAAAAGGUUACAGUCAACAUGACGGGCCCCGCUAGCGCUGCACCAGCAACAUGCCGAGGAAUCGCAGAGAAGACGCUGCAAAAGGACGCCGAAUGCAAAGUCGCCCCCUGCGCCUUCCGCGGCGUGCACCAACCUUCUUUCGAAAAGACAUUCGCGCGCGAAGAUGUAUACCUCUUCUCCUACUUUUACGACCGCACGCAGCCGCUCGGCAUGCCCGAGUCAUUCUCGCUGGCUGAGCUACGCGACCUCGCCAACCGCGUGUGCCACGGCGAGCCGGCUUGGGAUGUAUUCCACAGCGUUGAUGGCGCCAUCAACGAGCUUAAGGAUCGUCCUGAAUGGUGUCUCGACCUCAACUUUCAGCUCGCGCUCUUGCACACGGGCUAUGAGAUGCCCAUUGACCGCGAAGUCAAGAUCGCCAAGAAGAUCAAGGGUAAUGAAUUGGGUUGGUGCUUGGGUGCUAGUCUUCCGCUGCUAGAGAAGGGCUCAGGAUGGCAGUGCAAGAUCAAGCAGGUUCAAUAG